This is a messenger RNA of Paramuricea clavata, 1630 nucleotides long. NCBI's taxonomy places the organism in Eukaryota, Metazoa, Cnidaria, Anthozoa, Malacalcyonacea, Plexauridae. The record is from the annotation of a GenBank genome assembly.
AUGAUGGAAUCUUCCAACUUGUUAUUUAAAAUUCCCAUUUCAGAUAAAGUGUUGACAAAAAAUGUUAUAGCAACCUACAAAGUAACAUCACAAGCUGAAUGUUUGCUGCAUUGCUACAAAACUGAAGGAUGUCAGUCGUACAACUAUGAAUACACUCCCAUAUACAACACGGAGGGGAAACUUGGUCUCUGUGAGCUCAACAACAAGAGAAUGACUUCUUGUCCUUUGAGGAAAGUUAGGAAAGAAGGUCAUGGUUAUUUUGAAGAAAUGAAUGUCCCGGAGAAAGAGGUAUAAUUGUAAAUACAGGACCGCAGCCGCAGAUUUCGAUUCCUGCCCAGGGGCCGAUAGUUUUCGAAUUGGCCAAAUGUGGCAAAAAUCUGAAUUUUUCGACAGGUCCGGGGCCGCGGCAAAAAAUAAAAAAAUUUACAAUUUUUCUAGAAGGUGGGCAGACAACAUUGUUUUGAAAACUUCUUUCCUAGCAUACAUGUUCCCCAAAACACACGAUGAAGCUUUCAGUUCCGCAAUAAAGUUCAAGCUUGGGAAACAAACUAUACUGAAUUUUGAAUUCGUGACUAUUAUUUAGCUCUAUGGAUCAGAGAAAAAUCCUGGCUUGUCUUGCUUGGAUAUUAACAGUUGUCAUGACAACGAUGGCGAAUAUUGGGUGUCUUCUGAACAAACAUCUUGGAAUGUUACAAAAGUGUUCUGUUACAUGAACUCAGUAAAAGGUAAACGUUGUAAAAAAACAAUCACGGAAAUAAUAUACCAAUCAUACAUUGAUAGCGAGGGAAAUAUAAAAGAAGUGGUAACAGACAAAACAAGUAUGAGCAUAGUUACGACGAAAAUAAAUUCACAUCAACAAAGAAGAAUGUUAAUUUUAAAUAACAAUUGUGUUUUAUUAUGUUUGUGUUUUAUUUUAUGACAAUUAAGGUGUCAAUAUAAUUCAAUUUGAAACUAGCAGCCCACGUUAUCGCAAAUAGAUAAUGAGGCCACGCUUUUUUUUGUUGGAUAACAGAUUUUGCUCGCCAAUAUUAAAGGGCUGGAGGGCAAAAAUUAAAAAUUUAAAAAAUUGUCUGAUAUCUAAUACCACACGCACAGUGACAUGUACAUCCAAAGUCAAAGAGUACAGCGAAGAACAGCGAAGUAAGUGUUGAAGGUUUAGCCUGCAUAUCAGCUUGACUUUAUUGACUUUAUUUUAACUCAAAGACAUUUUACAUUUUUGGGUGUCUUGCAGGGAAAAUAAAUACUAAUACUUUCUAAAAUAUGGUUGAAUUAAAAAAAACCAACACAUCAAAUUAAACCGAUGAGCGGCACUUAUAUUUUUUUCCUGCUUUUUAAUGAAUACAUGCAAUGCCAGGAUAUCUAGUGUAAUCCAACAAAAAAAGCGUGGCUUGAAUAAAAGGAAAUAAAAUUGUUUUCAAUUCUUCCAGACACCAAUUUAAUCAACCUGGCCCAAGAUAAGUCUGCAAGUCAAUCCGCAACGUCAAAUGAUGCUCCAGCAGGAAGAGCUGUUGAUGGUAACAAAAAUACCGAUUUUCAUAAAUAUUCAUGUACGCACACACCGGGGCCGGGGACGAACUCCCCAUGGUGGCGAGUGGAUUUACAGAAUGUGGUAGGUAUAAUUGAAAGCUGA